UAUGUGUCAACAGGGGAAAGCAAUCGUAUGCCAAACCGCAGCUGCGUGUCAAAAAUGCAAGCAGUUAAAGUGGAGGUACUGAGCAAGAGAGCGCGCGCCGACCGGGUUCGCGGAGUGGGAGCUGCUUGAUUUCUGCGCCGCGCUCUCAUUUUUCCCCCAAACUGGAUACCCCGGGUUCACUGCAGCGUUUCUUUUCCGUUUUUUUACUGGAUGGAUAGCAGCGCCAAGCGGAUUAAUAAUAAUACAAAACACCACAGGCACUCUUCUUUCUUUUUCUUUUCUUUCAUCCGGAAACCUCCGUCUGUUUGCCUCGCCCGCCAGCAGAGCCGGCUCCGUGCCUGUGUUGCUUUUGCUUCUUCACUCGCAGCUGGGGAUUCGUUCCUGUGGAGCUGAAUGCGGGAGUCCCGCGAGCGAGUGCUUUCUGGGACGGAAGGGGCAGCGUGAAGAGCGACCGGCUCCAGAGGAACAAAGGCAGGCGGCGCACCUGGACAUCAGGGGAGCGGCGUCCGGAGGAUGGCCAGCGAGCCGGUGAUACUCAACGUGUACGACAUGUAUUGGAUCAACGAAUUCACCACAUCAUUGGGAAUUGGGGUCUUUCACUCAGGAAUAGAAGUAUAUGGAAGAGAAUUUGCCUAUGGUGGCCAUCCAUAUCCAUUUUCAGGGAUUUUUGAAAUUUCACCAGGAGAUGCUUCAGAAUUGGGGGAAACUUUCAAAUUUAAGGAAGCCAUUGUUCUUGGCAGCACGGACUUUACUGAAGAGGAUAUUGAGCGCAUUGUGGAGGAGCUUGGAAAGGAAUACAAAGGAAAUGCCUACCACCUCAUGCACAAAAACUGCAAUCACUUUUCAUCUGCAUUGUCAGAGAUCCUCUGUGGAAGGGAGAUCCCUCGCUGGGUGAACCGCUUGGCAUACUUCAGCUCCUGCAUCCCAUUUCUCCAGAGUUGCCUGCCCAAAGAGUGGCUUACACCUGCUGCAUUACAGUCUAGUGUCAGCCAAGAACUGCAAGGCGAGCUGGAAGAGGCUGAGGAUGCAGUGGCUUCUGCCUCUGCUUCCUCUUCAUCUGCGUCUGCCUCCAAGCCCACAAUGGUUCCACGGCCAAACCACCAUGCAAAACGAUAACUCGGGAAGAGCACAGUGACUGAAUGUACAACCUCUGAUUGUGCUUGACAAGAUUUUUGAGUGAUUUGGGGAGGGUCUAGAAUUUUUCUUAAUCAUUUGGAUGUGGGUGCAGAUAUUGUGGGAAUAAACCAAUACCAAACAUUCCUUUUUAUUAAAUAGAAAUAUAUAGGUUUUACUACAAGAUUGUUUUAAUUUUUUAGUUCUCUGGCCUUUCAGUUGUAAACUCAGGAUCAUAAUUUUGUAGUCCCGUGAUAAUCAGUGUUCUCUGGUAGAGGUCAACAGUUGCCUCUGGGGAAAAAAAAUAUAUUUUUGUUUACAUGGUUCUUUUCCACGAGGUUAGAGUCAGUAAACAGUAUUUAUGGACUGUUUACAGAUAUUAAGUGCAUAAAAUACUGAAAAUAUCUGGCAACAGGAGUUAACACUAGCAAACGGUUCUUUCUUGAAUAUAACAUGUUUGAAAAAUAAUUUUUGUUCAUUAUUUUCCUGUUUGUAUUGCAUGCACAUUUUUGGUGAUUUUCACAACAUGUGCUAAUAACCAUUUGAGAAAGAUGAAGGGGGUUGGGGGUGGGUGUCUAUGUCCCUGUGGUGUUUCUCAUGUGGAAGAGUUAAAUGAUAUUGUUUUCCUCAAUUGAUACUUGAGAUCAAUUUUGAAAACAUUUAAAAUAUCUCUCAAAUCCUAGUAUUAGUAAUCUUUCUACCAGUGCCUGCUACAUUGCGUUUGCUUUUAAAAUUAGAUCUUUUAAUUUAGGAAGGCUCAUAUGUAUAUGUUCUCCACACCACUUCAAACCAAUGGAGAAACUGAAGUUUCUAUUUGUUAUUUGUAUUGUGUGUUCUUCUUAUCAAGUAGCACCAGCAUAAAUAAUAUUCUGUCUACAAUGUACAGUAACAAUCCCUCAGGCUAAAAUAAAACAUUUUAACUUUGGUUGGUUACACUAGCCACUGUUUGAGAUACAUUUUGUAAUGGAAAAAUCAUUAUAAAGUUUUUGAGAAAGUGGCACCAAAUACAUUGUAACCUUGUAUUUUGAAGUUCCUUGAAAUCUGAAUCAAACACAAAGUGCAUGUGUUUGAAAUGUCUGACAUGUUUAAAUUCCAUCCCAUCAUCUAAGCUGGAGAAAACUAAUUUCCAUGAAGGUUUAUUGCUACUGUGUCCCCUCAGAAAAAGUGGUGCUGAUCGUGCUAAUACUGACUUCAGAACUUUAGUAUGCCUUUUUCAAGAAUGGCUAUAUGUGAAAUAGUUGAAAUUUAAUCUAAGAGAUGAAAGGACAUUUAAAAAUAAGCCCUGCUCCCUUAUUUUACUUCAAAGCAAAAUUUACAAGUAUAUCAUUGGUGUUAAACUACAGUGCAAUAUUACAGUAACAGGAAGGGUCAGGGUAUUGUAGAGCAAAGCUUUUCUGACAGCUUAUUGACAUGCUGCAUUUUAAACCAUUUGAUCACUUGCUGCCUAUGACAAUGCUGACAAUCGAUAUGUUAUGAAUCAAAGUGAAAUGAGGCUGAUAUUUUCACACAUUUGUGAAUGGGUGUAUGGUAAGUCCCGCUACAUUUUUCCUGUACAUUAUUUUUAUUGUGCUUAGAAUAGCUAGUGGUGGAAAUUAGUUGCCAGGCAGUUUAGAUUGAUAGAAGUUUAUUUUUCCCUAGGAGGAAAUUUGUCUAUAUACACAUACAAUAUAUUCUGAACACACUGGAAUGGCUAAAAAGGAAGACAACAGAAAAAAGAAAACUUUUGACUUGGCAGUCACAGUAAAGUAUUAUGCUGGCAUAGUGGUGUUGGUAUAAAGGAGCUCCAGCAGCGUUUUCUGACACACUUGUGCUGAAUAAUUUGCUGGCUGUAAGCCUUCAAUGUUAGUGUGUCAGACAGAGCACAUACAGCAUCUAAACAGUUUGGCAUCUAAAGCAGUUCAGACAUAAAACAUGUGCAGAGGUUGAAGGCGAUGAGACAGAACUCCAGAGAAUUAGUUACUUGAUAUAGUCAAAUCUCCAGCAACAAAUUGUCCACAAUGAAUGAUU
Messenger RNA from Erpetoichthys calabaricus (reedfish), 3120 nucleotides. RefSeq names its product deubiquitinase DESI2. Gene Ontology annotation, biological process: protein deubiquitination. The transcript is spliced from 5 exons. Lineage: Eukaryota; Metazoa; Chordata; Cladistia; Polypteriformes; Polypteridae. The coding region runs from base 514 to 1116 and encodes 200 amino acids. Gene Ontology annotation, molecular function: deubiquitinase activity. The record is from RefSeq and is a predicted model, not a curated record.